Messenger RNA from Jaculus jaculus (lesser Egyptian jerboa), 1504 nucleotides. It is a transcript of the gene Stmn1, whose product is annotated as stathmin 1. Gene Ontology annotation, molecular function: tubulin binding. The transcript is spliced from 5 exons. The record is from RefSeq and is a predicted model, not a curated record. Gene Ontology annotation, cellular component: cytoplasm; neuron projection. Lineage: Eukaryota; Metazoa; Chordata; Mammalia; Rodentia; Dipodidae. Bases 144 to 593 code for a protein of 149 amino acids. Gene Ontology annotation, biological process: regulation of microtubule polymerization or depolymerization; neuron projection development; microtubule depolymerization.
CGGGUCACGUGCCGCUGUUUGGCGCUUUUGUGAAGCACCCAGGUCUGUUGGUGCUCAGUGUGGCCAGGCGGCUCGGACCGAGCAGGGCUUUCCUUGCCAGUGGAUUGGGUAGCACACCGCCAGUCUCUUGUCUUCUAUUCACCAUGGCUUCCUCUGAUAUCCAGGUGAAAGAACUGGAGAAACGUGCUUCAGGUCAGGCUUUUGAGCUUAUUCUCAGUCCUCGGUCAAAAGAGUCUGUCCCAGAUUUCCCCCUGUCCCCUCCAAAGAAGAAGGACCUUUCCCUGGAGGAGAUUCAGAAAAAAUUAGAAGCGGCAGAAGAAAGACGCAAGUCCCAUGAAGCUGAGGUCUUGAAGCAGCUUGCUGGGAAGCGAGAGCAUGAGAAAGAAGUGAUUCAGAAAGCAAUAGAAGAGAACAAUAAUUUCAGCAAAAUGGCUGAAGAGAAGCUGACCCACAAAAUGGAAGCCAACAAGGAGAACCGGGAGGCGCAGAUGGCCGCCAAGCUGGAGCGCUUGCGAGAGAAGGACAAGCAUGUGGAAGAGGUGCGGAAGAACAAAGAAUCCAAAGACCCUGCUGAUGAGACUGAAGCCGACUAACUUGUUCUGGAAACUGACUCUCUCCCCUCCCCUCCCCUCCCCUCCCUAAAUAUCCAAAGACUGUACUGGCCAGUGUCAUUUUCUUUUUUCCCUCCUGACAGAUAUUCUAGAAGCUGAUGUAGGACCAUGUAGGUAGAUCCAGACCGUAAGAUGUUGUUUUGGGGGCUAAAGGGGAGAAACAAAAUGUUUUAAACUCUUUUUCUAAAGUGUUGGUCUUUCUAAUGUAGCUAUUUUUCUUGUUGCAUCUUUUCUACUUCAGUGCCCUUGGUGCACUGGGUUAAUGGCUAGUACUGUAUUGGCUCUGUGAAAACGUUUGUGGAAAGAGUACGUAGUGGCUCCAUUGAAAACUGUUAGAUGCUGAAUACCUGUUCACUUUUCCAUCCCGAUUCCGCCCCAAUCCUACCAGAUGCUUCUGUGCUUGAAUGGUUAAUGCACCACACAGUGCUGUGGGUAGCAGUGGCUCCUUUCUAUUCAGGUAGUGACAAGCUGAGGAGACCCUUCUGCUUCUGUUUGUUCCGAUGGGCCUGUGGGCUGGUGGGACACCCAGCAUGCUCAUGAGUUCGAAUUCUCUGAGUCUCUGCCAGCGCCCUCUGCAUUGUCUUCUGCACAAUCGUCACUUUGUGUCACUGCCUCAGCCCAGGUCAGCUGUUACUAUAUCCUUUCAGAUGUUUAUUUGCAAACAAGCAGUGUUUUGUUCCUGUGUCCCUGUUUAAAGAAAAAAAGCAGAAUAAAGAUGCAACUGGUGGUUUUGGAGAACAGUUUAGAGGCAAUCUUAAGGUUUUAGGACUAUUUGAUGGUUUGUUUGCUUAAUACUACAAUUGGGCGUGGGUGUGUAACCUAAUACUAUCUAUCCUUCCAUAUAUGCGAUGUCUUGAGAAUCGGAAUACUAAUAAAACUUUGUGCUGCUGUAA